Messenger RNA from Betta splendens (Siamese fighting fish), 3936 nucleotides. Its product is annotated as glycine receptor subunit beta-like. NCBI's taxonomy places the organism in Eukaryota, Metazoa, Chordata, Actinopteri, Anabantiformes, Osphronemidae. Gene Ontology annotation, biological process: chemical synaptic transmission; regulation of membrane potential; chloride transmembrane transport. The record is from RefSeq and is a predicted model, not a curated record. The transcript is spliced from 11 exons. Gene Ontology annotation, cellular component: neuron projection; synapse; postsynaptic membrane. The coding region runs from base 138 to 1640 and encodes 500 amino acids. Gene Ontology annotation, molecular function: extracellularly glycine-gated chloride channel activity; neurotransmitter receptor activity; transmembrane signaling receptor activity.
GAACAGGAUGCGGAGCAGUGCAGCUCAGAGAGAGGGAGGGGGGGGGGGCGCAGCCAGCCUCCAGCCACGGCAGCAGCUCAGACACUCACCACCAACUCCCUGGAUGCAGCAGAGGCACGGGACCAGGCAGAGACACCAUGGCUGUUGGGUUGAGGCUAGUGAUCAUGCUCCUGCUGCUGCUGUGUUGGAAUCUGACACACGCCAAAGAAGGAAAAUCCACAAAGAAAGGAAAGAAAGGCAAACAAGUUGUCUGUCCAUCCCAGUUGUCCCCAGAAGACCUGGCUCUGGUUCCAGCCAACUCCACCUCCAACAUCUUGAACCGCCUCAUGGUCAGUUACGACCCGAGAAUAAGGCCCAACUUUCAAGGUAUUCCAGUGGAGUCCAGAGUGAACAUCUUCAUCAACAGCUUUGGAUCCAUCCAGGAGACCACUAUGGACUACAGGGUCAACAUAUUCCUCCGCCAGCGCUGGAACGACCCCCGUCUGCGGCUUCCUGCUGACUUCAAGAGCGAGGCGCUCACUGUCGACCCCAAGAUGUUCCAGUGUCUGUGGAAACCGGAUCUGUUCUUUGCUAACGAGAAGAACGCAAACUUCCAUGACGUGACGCAGGACAACAUCCUGCUCUUCAUCUUCAGGAACGGAGACGUGCUGAUCAGCAUGAGGCUCUCAGUGACACUGUCUUGUCCCUUGGAUCUGACUCUCUUCCCAAUGGACACACAGCUGUGUAAAAUGCAGCUGGAGAGCUUCGGAUACACCACCAGCGACCUCGUGUUCAUGUGGCAGUCUGACCCGGUCCAGAUGGACGAGAUCGCUCUGCCUCAGUUUGACAUCAAACAGGAGGACAUCAAGUAUGGGAACUGCACCAAGUAUUACCAGGGAACAGGAUACUACACCUGUGUGGAGGUGAUCUUUACUUUACGUCGGCAGGUUGGUUUCUACAUGAUGGGCGUCUACGCCCCGACUCUGUUGAUUGUGGUUCUAUCCUGGUUAUCGUUCUGGAUCAACCCUGACGCCUCUGCUGCUAGAGUCCCACUGGGUAUUUUAUCAGUGCUCUCUCUGUCCAGUGAGAGCAUGUCCUUGGCCUCAGAGCUCCCAAAGGUGUCCUACGUGAAGGCCAUCGACAUUUGGCUCAUCGCCUGUCUGCUCUUUGGCUUCUCGUCCCUGGUGGAAUACGCUGUGGUGCAGGUGAUGCUGAACAGUCCCAAACUGAUCGAGGAGGAGAAAGCUAAAAUGGCCACCAAGGAGAAAGCUUUGCAGGAAAAGGAAGGCAAGAAGCCACCGAACAAAACCAACAACACUGUGAAUGGGACGGGCGGCACGCCCAUCCACGUCAACACGCUGCAGCAGGUGGUGGAAACACGCUGCAAGAAGGUCUGCACCUCCAAGUCAGACCUUCGCUCCAAUGACUUCAGCAUCGUGGGGUCUUUACCUCGAGACUUUGAACUGUCCAACUUCGACUGUUACGGUAAACCGGUGGAGGUGACGGGGCCCCUCAAGUCCCAGAGCAAAGCCAACAAGAAGCCCCCCCCACCCAAACCCGUGAUCCCCGCUGCGGCCAAACGCAUCGACCUCUAUGCAAGAGCCCUCUUCCCCUUCUCCUUCCUCUUCUUCAACGUCGUCUAUUGGUCGGUGUAUCUCUGAGAUGAACCGUCGUCGUGCCGAUUCUGACCGACGCCAUCGACGCCGCAGCGACGCCAUUUAAUGCUUCGCCCUCCUCACCAGCGUUUGCUGAUUGCAGCUGCAGCCACUGCUCUGAGCCCGGGUCCAGCGGGAAAAGGCCAAAUCCAAACAUCCUUAGGCAGUGAGUGCACGUGUGUCCUGUCUGAGAGAGAGCGCAUCAUGCUUGGGUAAACUCAGCCUCCAUGUUGUCACCUAUGCAUCAGCAAAAAAGCUUCACCUGAGCAAAGAUCACUGGUAACACUGUAAAGGUACAGAAUCAAAGAAAUAACACAUUAGAAUAAGGAAUCUGAGAGUACUUCAUCUGGAUUGGAUGAAUAAAAGACAAACCUUUAUUGUUACUGCUGCCGUCAUCAUGAAAAACAUUUAACUAUAUAAGGUAUUUUUGCCCAACAUAAGGAUUUUGUGUUAACAUAUAUGUUUAUAUGUAGUUAUAAUAAAAUCCCUAAUAAAGGAAAGAUCUGAUACAAUGUAAAACACAAAUGUCGCGUUAAACAGCGUGUGGAAAGUGGAAGGGAGAGAGAAGCUUUACUGUGCGUCUUCUUCUGUGGUGGCAGCGGUUUGAUGAAUGGUCAGGUUGAAUGUUUGCUUUUCACUUAUUUAAAACCUUUCUUCCAGCUGGUUUUGAAUGAUUUGAAGAUGUGACUGGUCACUGAGUUAUUGCAGAUGCUGGCUUACUCUAGUAAUCACUAGGUUAAAAUGAUAGUUAAGCUGUAGUUUUGGUGUUGCUGUACGUGCUCUGGCCUUCUGCUCGUUCCAUGGCUUCUUUAUGAAUCCUUAGUCAAAUCCAUGCUGGAGCUUAUCAGCUUCACUCGGUGCUGUUGUUAGCUGGCUCUGAUCUGAUCCGUCCCCUGGUGAUGCAGCUGCAGGUCCUUCCCCUGCACAUUUGCUACGCAUUUCCCAUGGACCCUACGGAAGACUUGAUGCUUCUCCUCAACACUUACAGUGUGUCCUUUAAUUCCUUUCAGCACAGAUUUUUGUCCUGUCCUCUGGUCUUCGGGUGCCUCCUGUGCUCGGCCACAUUUUACCAUUAGGGUGAUGUUUUCACUGAAGGUCAUGAAAACUGGUUUGAUGGAGAACUGCUGCUUUUCAAUAAGAACACUUAACUAAUUUUAAAACUGCUGUAUGUGGACAAAGACCCGAGCUCAACCCAAUAGAAAUGCUGCGGAAUGACCUUCGCCGUGAGAAUGUGUCCAAUGGUCCAAAACACUUUAUUAUUUGUGUUUUAUUAUUAUAGAGCAGAUCAUUCCGAUGGUUCACAUAACAAUACUGUACUUGCAGCUGUGAGACCUGGACACACAACGUGCACACAGUAUAAGAGAAUGAGGAAUUAGUGAGCUGAGGUGAGCUGCCUGAAGUGGUUGUGAUGGCAGCGGCUCUGUGUGGAGACGUUUAAACACGCAUACAGGCUCAGGUUAUGGGUUCUCUCAUCAUCAUAUCAUCUGCUAAUGGACCAAGGUCUACAACAAAUCAUCAGGAUGGAUCAAAUGAAUGGUGCUGACCUCAGACAAGUACAGGUUAGGUUGUUUUAAUAAGAAGAAAUGACCUGCUAGCUGUCAGCUACAACCUAGUAGCUUUUUAGCGCCCUUGAGUUUCUAAUAGUAUUUAGCAGUUUUUCUCGGUAAAUGUAAAUUCAGAUUACGGUAAAACCAUUUGAUUGUUAUUCGUAGUUUUUUGUAAAAUGGUCUUGGAUUCAAAUAAUAAAGGAUAAUGGAAAUAGGGGUUUUAUUCUUAUAGAUAGGAUGGAUAGGUAGUAUGAGUAUGAGCAGCAAUAAAAGUGAGAAUAAAGCCAAACAUGUGUUUACCAGUGAUCAGUCAUAGCAGAGGUGUACAUAUUGUAUGUGCUGAGUUUUUGUUAUGACCUACCUAUGUAUGUAAAGUACAUUACAUACUCUACAUGCAUAUGUGCUGUACUGUACUCGACAUACUGUACAGUAUAUAUGCACUGUACUGUAUGUCAUGAUGCAGUACACAUACUGUACGUAUGUAGAGUACUGUACUCUACAGUACACAUGUACUGUAUGUAGAGUACUGUACUCGACAUACCGCCUGCUGUCUCAGUCCACGUACCCGUUACUGUGACCAUGUCAGUCUCCUGCAGAGUAAGAUCCAGCUGUGGAUGCUGCUGCAUCACCUGAGCUUGGCGCCUUGAAGAUGUUCACUAUGCACUUUCAUUAAAAGAGCUGCAUCGUUGUGAAUAUACAGCCUGUAUACCUGGCAUCAUUUUCAGGAAUAUUCAAUAAAGGUUUUCCCCCUGGAA